Notolabrus celidotus (New Zealand spotty) is the source of this 2041-nucleotide messenger RNA. RefSeq names its product synaptotagmin-like 3 (gene sytl3). Gene Ontology annotation, cellular component: exocytic vesicle; plasma membrane. Bases 341 to 1621 code for a protein of 426 amino acids. Gene Ontology annotation, molecular function: neurexin family protein binding; small GTPase binding. Gene Ontology annotation, biological process: intracellular protein transport; exocytosis. The record is from RefSeq and is a predicted model, not a curated record. The transcript is spliced from 14 exons. Lineage: Eukaryota; Metazoa; Chordata; Actinopteri; Labriformes; Labridae.
UUUCAGCACACAGUUUGAUGAAACGUGAGAUUUAACCACCCUGCAGUUUCUCUGUUGGCCUUCCCCAGAUUGCAGCAUGCGUGUGAACACAGAGAGGAAGGAAACUGUUCUGUAGGUUUGCCUGUGUGUAUAAAAUCUUCCACAUCCGCAGGCUGACCACUACAGCGGUGCACACAAAGCCUGAAGCUUCAAAAGACCAAGAGGAAGUCUGGGUCCGGUACAAGUGGGAGGGUUAAAGAGGACAGGAGGAGGAGACAGAAACAGAAAGAAGAUACAAAAGUAAAGAGGAGGAGAGACAGAGAGAAGAGAAGCACUGACUGUGACAGACUGUUGUUCAAAGAUGGAUUUAAGUUUGCUUCAUGCUCUGGAGAGAGAACAAGUGCUUGAGGUCCUUCGGAGGGACAAGCAGCUGCGUAUUAUUGAAGAGGACAGGAUAAGGAGGAUGAAAUACGACCUGCAGGAACUUCGCCGUAGAGGUGCGAAGAGUUUCACACGGCAGUACGGAGAGCGGACCUGCGCACGCUGCCAGAGGCCAUUGGGAAAGUUCUGGAACGCGGGCGCAGUCUGCCACGGCUGCAGCCACCGUAUCUGCAGCAGGUGUCGCGUGGGCGUGGGAGCAGAGGACUGGAAGUGUACGGUCUGCCACGCCUACAGGGAGGUGAAGAUCAGGUCUGGGGAGUGGUUCUUGGAGCAGCGGGCACUCAAAUUUGCUGUCACCACAGACAAAUUUGAGACGGUUGGGGAGAAUCUUUUAAAGACCUUCAAUGUGCUGAGUCACAUAUCGGUUGUACCUCCCACUCCUCCACCUUACAUGGAAUUCCCGUUUCUGAGCAGAUCUGGGGAUUUGAAAUACUCAAAACCCUUCAACAAAUCGAUGGAAGAUCUGAUGGUUUCUGCCACCACUCACAUUAAAAAGAUUUCCACAUCACAGAAUGACCUGCUGAGAGUAGACGAUGGCCGGAGAGGUUCAUGCUUCACCUGCAGUACCCAGAAGAGUCUGUCCGACACGGACAUCCACAAAUCAAAACUUCUCUUCAAAGUCCCCAGUCUUCCAAAUCUGUUCAAGAAAAGCAAAGACAGUGACCAGGAAAGUUCCUCCACGGGGGCAGAAGAAGAAACUUCCUUUGGUUCUGAGUACUCGGGAGGACACAGAGGCAGCAGCAGCAGCAUCAGCAGCCUCUUUGAGAACACCAGUGUCUCAGGAGACCUGGAGCUCGCUCUGUACUACAACACCAAGUCCUCCUGUCUGGAGAUCACAGUCAGCGCCUGCAGAGGUCUCACCUACGGAGAUGCCAAGAAGAAGAAGUGCCACCCAUACGUCAAACUCUAUGUGCUGCCAGAAAAGAGUAACAAAAUGAAGACAGCCGUCAAGAAGUACACAACUGAUCCGGUUUUUAAUGAAGUUUUAAAGUAUCACAUUGAGCGCCCCCUGCUGUUUGGAAAGAGACUACGAGCCUCUGUGUGGCAUUCAGGAACCCUGAAGAGGAAGGUGUUUCUCGGUGAGGUCCUGAUCCCGCUGGACGGCUGGAGGUUCGAGGACAAGACCGCCCAGCGCUUCAACUGGUACCCGCUCUGUCCAAAGUCUGAGAGUCCAGAGGGGGGCGCUGUGGAGCAGGACUAAAGAGAUAUGCUGGUCAGAGGUGUCUGACCCUGAAAGCUGGCUGAGAGUUCAUCCAGAUGACGCAGAUUUCUGAGGAUAACAUCGGCGAGACCAGACUGAGAACCUGGAUCUAAGAGACCAAAACUCCUCCUGCCGACUGUGAGACUUCUGAGGGGACCUCAUACAGACCCUCUAUCAGCAGAGGCUUACUGUCAAGUAUAUGGAAAAUGAAUAGUCAUAGCAUGGUAUAUCUACGCAAGCAAACAGAUUCAUGUUGAAGUAUUAUUAUGAAUAUAUCAUCAAUUACAACUCCUUCAAAGCACUGGGAAGAAUGUAAAUCCUGUAUUACACUUUAAUAUAGUAUAUGAAUGUUAUGCUAUUAAGAAGGUAAAAUAGGGAAAUAUUUUGUUAUAUUUUUGAGCAUGAAAUGUGAUGUAUUAA